AUGGAAAAGAAUGAGAAUGAAUAUCUGAAAUAAAUACAGAACAAAAUAUAGUACUAUUAGAAGUAGUUGACAAGCUUGCAACAAUUUAAAGGAAUCAAUUAUGAUUUGAAAUAGAAACAAAAGGAAAAGUAUCAGUGUCAACUAGACGAGUUACACAACAUAGAGGAAAUUUGCUAACGUUCAGAUAAAUUCUCAGAAUAGUUGAAAAGCCUCUUUUACGUGUGCUUACAUUAUCAUUAUUUGCAAAACAUAUUUGUUUCCCAGGAGGUCAAGUUAGAAGAAAUCCUAGAAAUAUUUAAAAUGGUCUUUUUCAAUCUACAAACUACUACAAACAAAGAUUAAAAAGUACUUCAAUUUUGUGUAUAACAUUAUAAAUCCUUGCAAAAGAGCAAAGAGCAAUCUAAUCAUUCCAAAAAUUUAUCAAUAGAUACAAAAUCCCAAACCUCAGGAUAUUCCAGAGGAGGUGUUGAAAAUAAGACACCCUCCAGAAGUACUACGCCAAAAAGACAAUAAAUGUGCAAUAAAAGCAUCGUUGAAUUAUCGACUCCCUAAUUAAAGAAUUACUAUACUUAGAUGCUUAAAAAAAUUAAUGUAAAUAAUCCAAGACCUUCAAUAGAAAAAAGUCCUUCCAUACAGAAAGAAAAGGAUAAAACCAAUUUUAGAGUUUGA
Molecule: messenger RNA, 669 nt
Organism: Paramecium tetraurelia
Lineage: Eukaryota; Ciliophora; Oligohymenophorea; Peniculida; Parameciidae
Exons: 1
Source: RefSeq, a predicted model, not a curated record